This is a messenger RNA of Thyridium curvatum, 588 nucleotides long. RefSeq lists its product as uncharacterized. The coding region runs from base 1 to 588 and encodes 195 amino acids. NCBI's taxonomy places the organism in Eukaryota, Fungi, Ascomycota, Sordariomycetes, Thyridiales, Thyridiaceae. The transcript has a single exon. The record is from RefSeq and is a predicted model, not a curated record.
AUGCGCCAGCGGCUCGACGAGUACGAGCGCGGCGGCAUGGCCGCCACCCUCGAGAUGCAGCGCGCCGCCCGCUCCGUCGCCUUGGAGAACCGGUGCCUGCGCGCCAUGCUCGCCCGCCGCGGCGUCUCCUCCGCCGAGAUCGACGCCUUCCUGAGGGCCGGCGCUCCGCCGCCGCCGCCGCCGUCCCCGCCGCCGGACAGGGCCUACGUCCCCUCGCCGCCGAGGCCUGCGUAUCCGUACCCCAGGGCGGCGGCCCAGCACCCCGCGCCCGUGGCGGCACCCGCCACGAGGGCCAGGCAGCAGCAGCAGCCUCCUCCUCGCGACAGGCCCGUCGGCGCCAGGGAGGCGCCGCCGUCCUCCCGGGCCCCGAGGCUGAGGCCCAGACCCCAAGACCCUCGCCCCUCCCGCGCCUCCCCGUCCGAGCUCGAGGAGACGCCGUGCGACGCCGCGGCCGAGAUCAUCUCUGGCAUCUACGGCCGCGGCCAGGCGCACGCCGCCGAGGCGCUCGUCUCUCUGGGCUGCACCCAGGCGCCCGACUGUCGGGUCAAGAUCUCGAGCCUCUAUCAGCUGCUCGACAACACGGGAUGA